UGCCGUUGCACAAAGCGGACGCGCUGUCAAACUCUCCGUUCUCUCGGCUUUGCCUUCUUCUAUCUUUCUUCUGUAUUUUGUUCCUCAGUAGUUGUGCAGCCGCAGUCUCGUUCGAUUCAGUUUUUUCCCCGAUCAGCCGCGAGAGCUACUGGAAGUGACCAACUGACAGUGCGGAGGAGGUACGGAACUUCGUGUAACCUCUCUUUAUAUUUUUUCUUCCUUUGGCCUGGAGCCAUUGCCGUUUUCGAGUGUUGUGUUUGUUGUGUCCCUCUUUUUCCGGAAGAAAGUUUGUGAGAUUUUGUGCGUCAGCAAAGGGCUUUUCCUACGUUUUCCGGUGAUUUUUGGUUUCGAGGAAGUGACCAAAACUAGCUGUGUUUCUACGUGCUGGAAGCGAACACACACGAUGGAGAAGAAAAAAUGAGCUGUCAAAGUCGCAGCAGCAGUGCCUACUUAGUUCAACACUCGACCAGUAUCAGCAAAGCCGAGCAUCAUCAGGUGUGAAUUGGGCAGAAGUUUCAAGGCCAGCCGAGUCCAGCAGCCGAGCUGAACCAGUUUUCCAGUUUCCGGCCGAAAGUGGGAAAGAGCAAUUUGUUGCAUUGCUUCAAAGUAGACGCCGCCACCGCGGGAAGUGAAGAUUGACCACUUUGAGCGACCCGGGAAGGUCCCAUGACAGCCGGCGCCGCAACGAUGGGAUCGACGUCGGACAUUUGCGAAAACACCAAAAUGGCCCGCGAGAUGGCCGUGAUGGGCAACUACGACUCGGCCGGGGUCUACUACGAGGGAGUGCUGCAGAUGUUGCGGAAGCUCCUGGUGGGCAUCUCCGAGCCGAUCCGGAAGGGCCGCUGGACGAUGAUCCAGCAGGAAAUCAACAAAGAGUACACCCAAAUGAAGCUCAUCCAGAAGACGCUUACCGAAAUCACGAUGGACCUGCAGAACGCCCCCCUUCAGGCGCGCAUCCGCACGCCACUGCACGAAACCGCCAGCAAAGAUCCGGCGGCGUGGUUCCGGCCCGAUGCCGACAUCUGGAUGCCGCCAAACCCGAACCGCGAUCCGGACGUUUGGGGACCGCCUCCGAUGGACCAUCACGGCACGAACGGCGGUGGCGGUGGACCGCGGUCGAUAGCUUCCCGGGCGCAGAGUCGUUCGGGGACGGCGCUGAACCGGAAGGCUGAGGCAAACCGGAAGAAUGCCGUGAUGAAGUCGGCGACGACGACGGCGGUUGGUGGGAGGAAGGGGACGGGUGGGGUCAAGUCGGCGGUAGGUUCGAACGGGAAGACUGGAACGUUGCCGAGGAAUAAGGGGAAGGCUGGGGGAGGGGGAGCGGGGCAAGCUGGGGACACUGGGAGCGAGGGAAGUAAGGGUGAAAAGAGUGAUAAGGAGAAGAACGAGGAGGAGGAGGAUAACCAGGAGGAGCCAGAGCGGAAGUUUGAACCUGCCAGCCACGGGGAUGUAGAUCUAGUCGACAUGCUGGAGCGGGAUAUUCUGCAGAAGAACCCGAACAUUCACUGGGAUGAUAUUGCGGAUUUGACCGAGGCAAAGCGGUUGCUCGAAGAAGCGGUCGUUCUGCCCAUGUGGAUGCCAGACUAUUUCAAAGGAAUUCGGAGGCCUUGGAAGGGUGUGCUGAUGGUUGGACCUCCCGGAACCGGCAAGACCAUGCUGGCCAAAGCGGUUGCCACCGAGUGCGGGACCACGUUCUUCAACGUGUCUUCGUCCACGCUCACGUCCAAAUAUCGCGGAGAGUCGGAGAAGCUCGUCCGGCUGCUGUUCGAAAUGGCCCGUUUCUACGCGCCGAGUACAAUUUUCAUCGACGAAAUCGAUUCCCUUUGCUCGCGGCGUGGUUCCGAGUCCGAACACGAAGCCUCGCGGCGCGUCAAGUCCGAGCUGCUAGUACAAAUGGACGGCGUCAGCAACGACGAAGCGACCAAGAUCGUGAUGGUCCUCGCCGCCACCAACUUCCCGUGGGACAUUGACGAGGCGCUGCGGCGGCGUCUCGAGAAGCGUAUCUACAUCCCCCUGCCCAACAAGGACGGCCGCGAGGCCCUGCUCAAAAUCAACCUGCGCGAGGUCAAGGUCGACGAGUCGGUUGACUUGAUGUCGAUCGCCACCCGCCUCGACGGAUACUCCGGCGCGGACAUAACGAACGUGUGCCGCGACGCCAGCAUGAUGUCGAUGCGGCGCAAGAUCGCCGGCCUCAAACCCGAGCAGAUCCGCCAACUCGCCAAGGAGGAGCUGGAUCUGCCCGUGUCGACGCAGGACUUUACCGAGGCGAUUGCCAAGUGCAACAAAAGCGUCUCCAAGGACGAUCUCAUCAAGUACCAGCAGUGGAUGAAGGAGUUUGGUUCGUCGUGAUGGCGCUGCGACGUUCAACUCACAGUCCGUGCAAUAAUCGCCUGGUAGAUCGACUAGCCUAUUAUUUUUAUUUUUGCCGUUUUUUAAGAGGAAGAAGUUUUAGUUUCAAAAAUUUAUCAGUACCAUCGUGAUCAUAACUUUAUACUUUUGCUACCACCGUGCGAUGCAUGACCGUUUUUUCUUAUUUGUUUUAAUAUUUUUUCUCAUUACAUUUUCAAUGUUUUAGUCGAGCGAUUGUCUUUGCGUGCGCUCACAAAACCGUUGUUCAUUUUUGCCGCCCAUGGAAAUUAUAAAAUAAAGAUAAAUGUCAAACAAACGCUUUUGUCACGUUAAUUUUGCUGAUCGUUGAAAAAUGAAAAAAACUUUACACAUAAACACACAGACAGACUAAGUUGUAGGUUAAACAAUCGUAAAAACAAUAAUAAAAUAUCACUAAACAUACGGAAAGCUAAGCCGACACUUAUUUGAUAAGAGUAAUUUUAUUAAUAAAUUUUAUAGAAAAUA
Molecule: messenger RNA, 2853 nt
Organism: Culex pipiens pallens (northern house mosquito)
Lineage: Eukaryota; Metazoa; Arthropoda; Insecta; Diptera; Culicidae
Gene: Kat60
Product: katanin p60 ATPase-containing subunit A1
Exons: 3
Coding region: 667-2349 (560 amino acids)
Biological process (GO): microtubule severing
Cellular component (GO): microtubule cytoskeleton
Molecular function (GO): ATP hydrolysis activity; ATP binding; microtubule severing ATPase activity
Source: RefSeq, a predicted model, not a curated record